CAGCGUUACUGAUCAACAGCAGCAGGAGCAACAACAAUAAUAUAUUGGAUCUGAUUUCAUUAGUAUUCUUAUCGUCAGGAAACCAUGAACAGCACUAAUCCUAGUUCUAGCCGCAACCAGUCACAUUAUAUUGACGAACAAGACCAAAAGGCCUUCACAAACAAGCGCUAUCUGCCUCUUUUGUUUAUCAAUUAUGCCUGCCUGUUCGUGGGUUCUUUAUCCUCAAGCUUGCUCUCAAAGUACUAUUUCAACCACAAAGGCUCAAGCAGAUGGGUUUCAACGUGGGUUCAAUCUGCAGGGUUCCCUCUCCUUGUCAUCCCCAUUUUCCUUCCUUAUUAUCUGUUCAAGUGCACUGGGAGAAAGCCCUUCACUCAUUUCACUCCCAAAGUCCUAGGCUUGUCCAUAUUCAUAGGCCUGAUGCUAGGCAUAAACAACCUUCUCUUCUCUUGGGGCAACUCUUACCUGCCUGUAUCCACCUCUUCUCUCCUUCUCUCAUCCCAAUUAGUAUUCAAUCUCAUUCUGUCUGUAAUCAUCGUGAAGCAAAAGAUCACUUUUAUGAAUCUCAACUGCGUCAUUCUACUGACACUUGGCUCAGCCCUCCUAGCCUUUGAGUCCAGCCAUGACAAACCUCGUGGCCUGACCCGAGCCAAGUACUUCAUAGGAUUUACGGCGACCAUAGGGGCGGGAUUGCUGUUCGCCCUAUAUCUGCCGAUCAUGGAGAUGAUAUACAAGAAGGUGUACUGCUACGCAAUGGUGAUGGAAAUGCAGCUGGUGAUGGAGAUAGCGGCGACGGCGUUAGCGAGUGUGGGGAUGGCGUGCGACGGGGGGUUUGCGGAGAUGAGGAGGGAGAGCAGAGAGGUGUUCGACAAGGGGGAGAGGGUGUACUGGGCGGCGGUGGUAUCGAACGUGGUGACUUGGCAGCUGUGCUUCAUGGGGACGGCGGGGAUGGUGUUCUUGACGAGUUCGUUGACAGGAGGGAUAUGCAUGACGGCGUUGCUGGGCAUGAACGUGUUGGGAGGGGUGUUGGUGUACGGGGAGGAGUUCGGUGGGGUUAAGGUUGUGUCCACUGUUAUGUGUGUGUGGGGAUUUUGUUCCUACGUAUAUGGGAUGUAUGUCAAGAACAAGAUGACGAAGGAGUCGGAUGACCUUGAUGUCAAACAAAUUAACACUCCUCCUCCCACCGAGAUGGCUCAAAUUGUAGCUUCUGGGGUUUGAAUAU
This is a messenger RNA of Theobroma umbraticum, 1219 nucleotides long. RefSeq names its product putative purine permease 4. Gene Ontology annotation, cellular component: membrane. The record is from RefSeq and is a predicted model, not a curated record. Lineage: Eukaryota; Viridiplantae; Streptophyta; Magnoliopsida; Malvales; Malvaceae. Gene Ontology annotation, molecular function: purine nucleoside transmembrane transporter activity.